AAAAGUACAUAAAUAGCAGUAAUUAUGUAAUAAGUGAAAGUUGUUUUAAAGACUCAUAAAUGGCGCAAAAGGAGGAGCAAAUGGUGGAGGCCAUGAUUCAGUGAAUACAAGCUCAAACCCAGAACCACAAAUCCCAAAUCCAGAGUUCCAAACAAAAAAGUGUGUUUGUGGGAAGAGAAGGAACACAAGGCAAAUCAUCAUGGAGUUGGGUCAUAUGCAGAGAACAAUGGUUGACUACAAGAAAUCCUUGUUUAUGGAGGGAUUCUUGGAUGAUCAGUUUUCACAGCUUCAGCAGCUGCAAGAUGAGAGCAACCCAGAUUUUGUUAUUGAAGUUGUGUCUCUUUUCUUUGAGGAUUCUGAAAGGAUUCUCAAUGAUCUCUCAAGUACCCUAGCUCAACCAAGCGUAGACUUCAAGAAAGUUGAUGCCAAUGUUCAUCAAUUGAAGGGUAGCAGUUCCAGCAUAGGGGCACAGAGGGUUAAAAAUGCCUGCAUUAUCUUCAGAAACUUUUGUGAGGAACAGAACACUGAAGAGUGCCUGAGAUGCCUACAGCAAGUAAAACAAGAGUACUAUCUUGUUAAGAACAAUCUUGAGACUCUAUUUAGACUGGAGCAGCAGAUUGUGGCAGCUGGUGGAGCAGUUCCUACGAUGGAGAUGAGUUAUUAGGGGAUGCAAAGCAAGUUCUUGAAAUGGUGGUUGUAGAGAAGGUUCUGUUCAAGUAAUGGGUGUAUGGAUUUUAUUGUGAAAUAAAGAAAAUGCAGUUUUCAUCACUUAUCAUUUGUUUUUUUGUUUCCUUUUGUUUAAGGUUUCUUCUGGUUCUGUUGAGGAUUUAGUUGCCAAUGAUAUGAAUUGCCAUCCAUUGCUUGCA
Molecule: messenger RNA, 866 nt
Organism: Tripterygium wilfordii
Lineage: Eukaryota; Viridiplantae; Streptophyta; Magnoliopsida; Celastrales; Celastraceae
Product: histidine-containing phosphotransfer protein 1-like
Exons: 7
Coding region: 200-664 (154 amino acids)
Biological process (GO): phosphorelay signal transduction system; cytokinin-activated signaling pathway; phosphorylation
Cellular component (GO): cytoplasm; nucleus
Molecular function (GO): histidine phosphotransfer kinase activity; protein histidine kinase binding
Source: RefSeq, a predicted model, not a curated record